CCUUGGGAGUACCACUCUAUGACUCUCAAACAGCAAAGCAAAUUUGCUCAGGCGGGUGUAAAAGUGUUUAAACCUGAUGAAUGCGGCGGGUAUAUAUAUGGGCGAUUGAGUCAUCCAACAUCUCAACGUAGUCAACCAAGGCCUAAGUAAACUUCCUUCCUAUCCGAAACCUUUCAAACUUUUUGGAGUAUCAAUGGCGUCAACUACCAAUGUACUGUCUGUAAAGAUCUUGGAGAACAUGUUCACGCCCAUAUUGCAGAAUUGUAAAAACAUUAGGAAAUUGAAGAAAAUCCAUGCCCAAAUUGUGAAAUUUUCAUUAUCACAGAGUAGUUACUUGGUCACGAAAAUGGUGAAUGUAUGUGAGCAAAAUCAACAAGUAGAAUAUGCAAGAUUGUUAUUUAAAGAUGUAUCUGAGCCGAAUAUUUACUUGUAUAAUGCUAUAAUUAGGGCCCAUACACAUUGCCACUUGUAUUCGUUCACCAUUGAUAUAUACAAGCAAAUGCUUAAAGAACCGAUUUUUCCUGACAACUUCACAUACCCUUUUGUUAUAAGGUCGUGUGGAGGGCUUUCCGAUAUUUAUUUAGCCAAGCAAGUUCAUGGGCAUGUCUUACAAUCUGGAGUUCAAUCAAAUAUUGUUAUAGAAAAUUCAAUCUUGGAUAUGUAUAUAAAAUGCGAUGGUAUUACUGAUGGACAUAAGGUGUUUGAUGAAAUGACUGACAAAGAUGUGAUAUCUUGGAAUAGUCUCAUAUACGGGCAUAUAAAGCUGGGACAGAUGAAACGAGCUAGAGAACUCUUCGAAGGGAUGACAGAGAAGUCAAUUGCUUCAUGGACUGCCAUGAUUUCUGGGUACACAAGAAUCGGGAGUCAUGAAGAUGCGUUACAUAUUUUCCGCAUGAUGCAAUUAACAGGUGUUAAACCAGAUUGGAUCAGCUUACUCUCGGUGUUGCCAGCUUGUACACAACUGGGUGCUCUUGAGCUAGGAAAAUGGAUCCAUUUUUACGCAGAGAAAAAUUGCUUCUUGGAGAAGAUCAGUGUAUGCAAUGCUUUGAUUGAAAUGUACUCGAAAAGUGGAAACAUCAACCAAGCACGCCAAGUGUUUGACAAAAUGCUUCAAAGAGAUGUGAUUUCAUGGAGUACAAUGAUUGGAGGUCUAGCCAACCAUGGUAAAGCUCCUGAAGCCAUAAAACUGUUUCAAGACAUGCAAAAGACAACAAUCAAACCAAAUAAGAUCACAUUCGUUGGUCUUUUAUCUGCUUGUGCCCAUGCUGGAUUCCUUGAAAUUGGAUUGAAAUACUUUGAUUCCAUGGAAAACGAUUACAAUCUAAACCCUGGAAUCGAGCAUUACGGAUGUUUGGUGGAUCUACUUGGAAGAACCGGAUGUCUUGAUCGAGCUUUUGAAUUGGUAAACAAAAUGCCCAUGAAACCAGAUUCUGUAAUCUGGGGUUCAUUGUUGAGCUCGUGUAGAACAAAAGGUAAUCUUGAACUUGCGGUUAUUGCAAUGGAGCAUCUUUUGGAGCUUGAACCAGAAGAUAUUGGAAACUAUGUGAUGCUUUCAAACAUAUAUGCGGGUCUUGGAAGAUGGGAUGGUGUUUCAAGAGUGAGGAAGUUGAUAAGAGGUAAGAUAAUUAGUAAAAGAACACCGGGUUGUAGUUCGAUUCAGGUUGAUAAUGUGGUUCAAGAGUUUGUGUCAUGUGAUGACUCCAAACCAUUUUCUGGAGAAGUUUAUCAGAUGCUUGACUUAUUGGCUUUGCAUAACGAAACGACCGAUUUUUGUAAGGUUUUACAAAUUUAAAUUUUAAGCAUUCCAUUUGUAUAUAUAUAUAUAUAUAUAUAUAUAUAUAUAU
Molecule: messenger RNA, 1844 nt
Organism: Lactuca sativa (garden lettuce)
Lineage: Eukaryota; Viridiplantae; Streptophyta; Magnoliopsida; Asterales; Asteraceae
Gene: MEF21
Product: mitochondrial editing factor 21
Biological process (GO): RNA modification
Molecular function (GO): protein binding; RNA binding
Source: RefSeq, a predicted model, not a curated record